AAAAGACCACAAGUCGUGAUUUUCAUCUUUCCUUCUCCACUGCACCAACACCAUCACAUUCAUUCUUUCACCUCACAUUUUCGAAAUUCAUUUCCAUUUUCUCCCCUAUACAAAACAUGUCUUCUUCCUCUUCUCUUCAACUUCAAGCCUCUUCUUCCAAAUCCAACCAUCAUGAUCAUCACCACCAACAACAACAACCACUUAGCAGAUACGAGUCUCAAAAACGUCGAGAUUGGAACACCUUUGGUCAAUACCUCAAGAGUCAAAAUCCACCUGUUCCGCUGUCAAACUGUAGCUUCAACCAUGUUCUUGAUUUUCUCCGUUACCUUGAUCAGUUUGGGAAGACCAAAGUCCACUUGAACGGUUGCAUCUUCUUUGGCCAACCUACCCCACCUGCACCAUGUGCUUGUCCUCUCAAGCAAGCUUGGGGAAGCCUAGAUGCACUCAUCGGACGCCUCCGAGCCGCCUAUGAAGAGAACGGCGGAUCACCGCAGACUAACCCGUUUGCCGGAGGAGCCGUGCGGGUUUUCCUCCGUGAGGUGAAGGAUAGUCAGCAAAAGGCAAGAGGGAUCCCAUAUAAGAAGAAGAAAAAGAAGAAGAAGAGUUACCAAGUAAAGGGGAGUACUAGUAGUACUGCACAAACUCAACAAAGUGCCUAUGUCAACCAACAAGAUUCUUGAGAUAUGAACCAGAACUAUAUAUAAAUAUAAAUGGUAAAUUUUUGUUUGUUUUAUAAGCAAUGAUUUUUAUUAAGAUAUGGAAUUAUUAUAUUGUCAUAUAACAUACUA
Molecule: messenger RNA, 788 nt
Organism: Lathyrus oleraceus (garden pea)
Lineage: Eukaryota; Viridiplantae; Streptophyta; Magnoliopsida; Fabales; Fabaceae
Product: protein LIGHT-DEPENDENT SHORT HYPOCOTYLS 10
Exons: 1
Coding region: 117-680 (187 amino acids)
Biological process (GO): response to light stimulus; mRNA transcription
Cellular component (GO): nucleus
Source: RefSeq, a predicted model, not a curated record